CGUUAUUCUCAUUAUUUUUGUAAACUCCAAUUAUCAUACAAUGACUAAAUCCACCUUUCUUUUUGUCUACAUCAUCCUUAUUCUAGGAUCAAUGGUGAAUGAGAUUCAAGGACAAAACGCAAUAUGUCAAAAGUUUUUAUCGGAAACUGAUUGUGGUGCUGGCUCGUGUACCGCGUUGUGCUUGCAGUUAUGGAAAGGAAUUGGCAAAUGUAUUAAAACAGAUGAUCAUAAAUUAUUAUGCCUCUGCAAAUAUGAGUGCAUAGUUUGA
Molecule: messenger RNA, 268 nt
Organism: Arabidopsis thaliana (thale cress)
Lineage: Eukaryota; Viridiplantae; Streptophyta; Magnoliopsida; Brassicales; Brassicaceae
Gene: LCR20
Product: low-molecular-weight cysteine-rich 20
Exons: 2
Coding region: 41-268 (75 amino acids)
Cellular component (GO): extracellular region
Source: RefSeq, marked reviewed